Messenger RNA from Coturnix japonica (Japanese quail), 6789 nucleotides. NCBI's taxonomy places the organism in Eukaryota, Metazoa, Chordata, Aves, Galliformes, Phasianidae. The record is from RefSeq and is a predicted model, not a curated record.
AAGAGGGGGGAGUGAGAGGCAGAGAGCGGCUCCAACUGUUGAAUUUUCCCUGCAUCUCCACUUCCCUGCGGGCGGCUGGUGCCAUGGAUCUGGCUUAUCGGGAGUCGGCGUUCCUUUUGCGUGCUGUCUGGCUAAGGCUGGCGACCGUCUGUUUGCGAGGGGCCACCCACCAAUGAGGCAGAGAAGAAAUUGUGUUUUCGCUUUGGCUUUCGCCAGCCUCUCCACCACAGGUUGCAGCAUUAACUCUGUACUUUGGGUCCGGACUCAAAUAAAGGAGAAAAAGCAGUGCAGGACUGAGACUCGGAACUAGAGCUGUGUGUUGGGAACCUAUGUUGCUUUGGGGUGUUUUCUACUUUUUUUUUUUUUUUUUUUCCUUUUUAUUUUUUCCUUUAAUCUGAAAGAGCUCUGAUUGUUGCACACAUAACACUGAGGAAAGGUGGUUUAAAAACACUCAGCAAAGCAGGAGACAGACGAGCCUCAGUGCCAGUGCGUGGAUAACAGCCUUGUUUUCCUGAUCCUCAGUCUCCAGGAGAAAGAGGUAUAGUAAAAGUGUAGCUGGAUCUGACACCCCCUCUCUCAUUCUUUUCUUUUUUCUUUCCCCCCCUCUCCCCCUUCCCCUCCAAAACAUACAUCUUAUUAUUUAUUUAUUUAUUUUGUCUAUAGAGUGAGUCAGAGAAGCGUUAGGGAGAAGCUGCAACUAAUGUCUGUGAAGGGAGGAACAUGAGGAGAUAGUGAAUGUGAUUUGUUCCGCUGGAUCUGACUCAUCCAGCAGACUGGAACACCUGCAUUUGGUUUCUGCCAUUCAUUUAUUUUUAGUUGUUAAAAGAAUCAGAAACAAAAUUGAGCUGCCCUUCCCCAGUAUUUACUGGGAAAGGUAAAUCAGACAGGGCAAACGCAUCUGGCAUUGCUGCUGCUCUUCCUACUAUUACUGAGAUGCUUGGAGAGACUACAAGAGCCUGAAGGGGCUGCAAAAAUGCAUCACACCCGCCACAGAGCUGCAUAGGUUUAAUAUAGGUGAAUCAGGCGAUUAAAAGACCUGCCACUUUAUUCACCACCGGGAUUUCUUUUCUCUUCCUCUCCCCUCCCCUGAAUGAAGCGGACUGGGUGGCAGUGUCACUGGGAGGAGAUGCUGUAUAGAAAGAAAAGAGAGGCACUUGACAGCGCAGCCCUGUGAAUACAGAGACUGUUUUCCUUUUAGAGGGAGACUAAGAGAGAGAGAGUGUGUGUGUGUGUAUGUGUGGUGCUUUUCUUUUUUUUCCCUCUCCCCCACCCCCCCAGUCCUUCCCUUUCUCUCGAGCUCUUGUUUAAUCUAUGCGUCCAGCCAUGGGUUGCCUGUUGAUUUCCUCUCGACUGGAGAGAAAAGCAAACUGGGAUUAAACUGCAGCGAGAAAAGUGCAGCUCCUCAGACACGCAUCUGCACACACACAUAGACACACACAGAAAGGAUGUGGUGGCGGCAGCUGCUGGCCUGUCUUAAAGAAACCAGAGCGUGCAUCUGAUUAGUGCUGCCUGUGAUUGCUCUUGAAAGAUAUAUGUUCGCUGCUAAUGGUGAUGAUGAGCUGGUGGGUUUCUUGAUUUAUUUUUUUUUUCUUUUUUCUUUUUCCCCUACCCUAGAAGGAGAGUGGGAGGCUUGUAGUAGAGAGAAAGGGAAUUGUGAAUCCGGACACUAGUUAGUUGCUUUCAUUUUUAUUUUUUAUUUUAUCCUCUGCUUUGCCAUUCUCAUGCCCUCGCCUUUUGAUUCGGGAAGGAAAGAGUGAGAGUGUAGGAAACCGAGGAAAUACCGAUGGCAGCGAGAUGCAGCUCUCCGCCGCAAGCAAUGCGAGAUUAGAUCUCUAAAUGCAGCAAAACACUCCCUGAAAGCCAACAGCCUCGCGGUGCAAUCAGACAUUUCACUGCCUCUCAUUGCACACGAAGAGGGCUUCUCCAACAAGCUGAGACUUUUUUCCCUUCUGUCUCACCCAUCUCUCCACUCCAUCAAUCGCAUCACAAGUGAUGAGUAGCAAAUAAGGUUUUUCUCCCCCUGCUUAUAGACCUGUGGUCACUAUCCCCUUUUCCCAUGUAUAUAUGAAUACACGUAUUAAACAAAAAAAAUAAAAAUUUUUUUGAUCAUUUUUUUUAGAAAAACAACCACCACCGCUGAUUUUUUGUGAUUAUUAUUUUAUUAUCCUUUGUACAUCCGCGGACAUUCAGCGAUCAGGAACGCUUCGUCUGCUUGGAUGAGAAGAUCUUUUGCAAAUUUUCUGAUUUUUUUACAGUCCUCCCACUGCCGAAGUUGGACGGCCGAAGUAACUGUGAGGGGACCUCAGUCACGGCGAGUACUUCCUGAGACGCUGCUGGAGCUACUCCCCCCUCCCCCGCCGCCCCCCUCCGUCUGCUCCCUCCCUCCCUCUGAGCUACAUGGUCCAUUUGCUGCCUCUCAUCCUGUGCCUCUGCAGAUGUUUUAGAGCAACAGGUUCAGGAACUUAAAAUAUAGGGGUGGGGAGUGAGAAGGAAUAAAAAAAGAAAAAGAAAAAAAAAAAAAGAGAGCCUACAGAGGAGGAGGAGGAAGAAUAAACCUAGUGCAGGAGGCAGAGAAGACGGGGACGACCCUGGUCACCGCUGCAGCUGCUGCCACCCCCACCCCUGCUCGGGGAUGUACCUUUUCAUUUGUUGCUUCUUCCUCUGCUGGGCUCCUGCCCUGACACUGAAGAACCUAAAUUACUCAGUGCCAGAGGAGCAGGGAGCAGGCACGGUCAUUGGGAACAUUGGCCGCGAUGCACGGCUGGCAGCGGGGGCAGCAGGUGGUGGGCUGCAGCCUGCUGAGCGCAGUGGCCCUGGCCGUGGCUCAAAGUCCACCUUCCGGGUGCUGGAGAACUCUGCCCCUCACCUCCUGGAUGUGGACGGGGAGAGUGGGCUGCUCUAUACCAAGCAACGCAUCGACCGUGAGGCACUGUGCCGGCGCAGCACCAAGUGCCAACUGUCCCUUGAGGUGUUCGCCAAUGACCAGGAGAUCUGCAUGAUCAAAGUGGAGAUCCAGGACCUGAACGACAAUGCACCAACAUUCCCUUCUGACCAGGUGGACAUGGACAUCUCAGAAAAUGCUGCGCCAGGCACCCGCUUCCCCCUUACCAGUGCCCAUGACCCAGAUGCUGGGGACAAUGGGCUGCGCACCUACCUUCUAACCCGUGAUGACUAUGGCCUCUUCUCUCUUGAUGUGAAGUCCCGUGGUGAUGGCACAAAGUUUCCGGAGCUGGUCAUCCAGAAGCCAUUAGACCGUGAGGAGCAGAGCCACCACACUCUGGUGUUGACAGCACUGGAUGGUGGCGACCCACCACGUUCGGGCACGGUGCAGAUCAAUGUACGCCUCAUUGACUCCAAUGAUAACAGCCCUGUCUUUGAAGCAGCCUCCUAUGUGGUUGAACUACCAGAGAAUGCACCACUAGGGACAGCUGUUAUUGACCUCAAUGCUACUGAUGCUGAUGAGGGCACCAACGGUGAGGUGCUCUACUCCUUCAGCAGCUAUGCACCGGAUCGUGUCCGUGACCUCUUUAGCAUCGACCCACAGAGUGGCCUCAUCCGUGUCAAGGGCAACUUGGACUAUGAGGAGAGUGGUCUUAUAGAGAUUGAUGUCCAGGCUCGAGACCUGGGACCCAACCCCAUCCCUGCUCACUGCAAAGUCACUGUCCGCCUCAUUGACCGCAAUGACAAUGCUCCCACCAUUGGCUUUGUCUCUGUUCGCCAGGGAGCACUGAGUGAGGCUGCCCCACCAGGCACCGUCAUUGCCCUUGUGCGGGUCACUGACCGUGACUCGGGUAAGAAUGGGCAGCUCCAGUGCCGGGUGCUAGGCGGUGGUGGUGGGCCUGGAGCUGUCCCUUUUACAUUGGAGGAGAACUAUGACAACUUCUACACUGUAGUCACUGACCGGCCCCUCGACCGUGAGGCGCAGGAUGAGUACAAUGUGACCAUUGUGGCACGUGAUGGGGGCAACCCCCCACUCAACUCCACCAAAUCGUUCUCUGUCCGAAUCCUUGAUGAGAAUGACAAUCCACCCCGCUUUAGCAAGAAUCUUUAUGUAUUGCAGGUGCCUGAGAACAAUAUCCCUGGAGAGUAUUUGGGCUCUGUCUUGGCUCAAGACCCUGACUUGGGCCAAAAUGGGACAGUCUCUUAUUCCAUUCUGCCCGGGCACGUGGGUGAUGUAUCCAUCUACACCUAUGUCUCUGUCAACCCAACCAAUGGUGCUAUCUAUGCCCUGAGGAGCUUUAACUAUGAACAGACAAAGCACUUUGAGUUUCGUGUGCUGGCCAAGGACUCAGGUUCACCCCACCGUGAGAGCAAUGCCACAGUACGUGUCACCGUGCUCGAUGUCAAUGACAACGCACCCCUCAUUGUCCUGCCUACCCUCAUCAAUGACACUGCUGAGCUGCAGGUGCCACGCAAUGCUGGGGUGGGCUAUCCUGUAGGCACCGUUCGUGCCCUGGACAGUGACUUUGGGGAGAGUGGGCGCCUCACGUAUGAGAUUGUAGAAGGCAAUGAGGAGCACCUCUUUGAGAUGGACCCCACUAGCGGUGAGAUACGCACCUUGCACCCUUACUGGGAGGAGCUCAGCCCUGUGGCUGAACUAGUGGUAAAAGUCAGUGACCAUGGCAAGCCCAGCCUCUCUGCAGUGGCCAAACUCAUUGUCAGGGCCUUGGCAGGGCCCCUACCCGAGGCUGGCGAGCCACAGGUGAAUGGCGAGCAGCAUCGGCGGCCGCACUGGGACUUGUCACUGCCCCUGAUUGUGACCCUGAGUACUGUCUCCAUCAUCUUGCUAGCUGCCAUGAUUACUAUUGCUGUGAAGUGCAAGCGAGAGAACAAGGAGAUCCGCACCUAUAAUUGUCGCAUUGCCGAGUAUAGCCACCCUCAGCUGGGAGGAGGGGGAGGCAGUGGCGGGGGAGGAGGAGGCAGUGGCAGUGGAGGGGGCAAGGGCAAGAAGAAGAAGAUCAGCAAGAAUGACAUUAUGCUGGUGCCCAGUGAGGGCGAGGACAGCCGGGGCCCCCUCAAUGUCAUGAACGUGGUGAGCAGCCCAUCCCUGGCCACCUCACCCAUGUACUUUGACUACCAGACCCGCCUGCCCCUCAGCUCUCCCAGGUCUGAGGUGAUGUACCUGAAGCCCGCCUCCAACAACCUGACUGUACCCCAGGGACAUGUGGGCUGCCACACCAGCUUCACAGGGCAAGGGACUAACGCCAGCGAGGCUCCCCCGAGCCGGAUGUCCAUAAUUCAGACAGACAAUUUUCCCGCAGAGCCCAAUUACAUGGGCAGCAGGCAGCAGUUUGUUCAAAGUAGCUCCACGUUCAAGGAUCCAGAAAGAGCCAGCUUGAGGGACAGCGGGCAUGGGGACAGUGAUCAGGCUGACAGUGACCAAGACACUAACAAAGGCUCCUGCUGUGACAUGUCUGUUAGGGAGGCACUCAAGAUGAAAACUACUUCAACUAAAAGCCAGCCACUUGAACAAGAACAGCAAGGCAGAGGCCAAAGACCCAUUGUUGGGAUCUGUGGACCAGCCCGCUGUGAGGAUGGAAAAUUUUCAGAACAAGAAGAAUGUGUUAAUUGCACAGAUGAAUGCAGAGUGCUUGGUCAUUCUGACAGAUGUUGGAUGCCACAGUUCCCUGCAGCCAGCCAGGCUGAGAAUGCAGAUUAUCGCACAAAUCUCUUUGUACCCACAGUUGAAGCUAAUGUUGAGACUGAGACUUACGAAACUGUGAAUCCCACUGGGAAAAAGACUUUUUGUACAUUUGGGAAAGACAAGAGAGAGCACACUAUUCUCAUUGCCAAUGUUAAACCUUAUUUAAAAGCCAAACGUGCCCUGAGUCCUCUACUUCAGGAGGUUCCCUCAGCAUCGAGCAGCCCAACCAAGACAUGCAUUGAGCCUUGCACCUCAACAAAAGGACCUCUGGAUGGUUGUGAAGUGAAAUCAGGAGCCUUGGCUGAACCAAACAGCCAGUACUUGUCAACUGACAGUCAGUAUCUAUCGCCUAGUAAACAGUCAAAAGACGCUCCCUUCAUUACAUCAGAUCAGAUGGCUAGGGCCUUUGCAGAUGUGCAUUCCCGAGUGAGCCGAGACUCAAGUGAGAUGGACUCUGUUCUGGAGCAGUUAGACCGUUCAGCCCGGGAUCUAGGCAGGGAGUCGGUGGAUGCCGAGGAAGUUGUGAGAGAAAUAGACAAGCUCUUGCAGGACUGUCGGGGAAAUGACCCUGUGGCCAUCCGAAAGUGAGGGGGAAAAUAAGGACAGGCUGGCAGUUAUGUUCCUCUUCUGCUGACUAAAACUAACUAAAUAAAAAAUAAAAUCCCCUGGCUGUAACAGGAAUGAUUUACAAGAAUGAAGGAAGACCAAUGCUGCUUUAAGGCUUUUAGUGAACAUCUGAAGUGCCCACGAGUAUGUUCUUUUCACUGCUCUUUCUUUUUGACAGAUAACACUGGUUUCAUUUUGACCAAACUUUCAUUAGGACAGAGUCAAGUACACAAAGAACUGUACAAAUGAAGAAAAGACGGUACCAUUUUGACAAUCUGAUAGGAAAGUGGAAUGGAAAUACGUCUGAUACUUUAAGACUGUCCUCAAUAGCUGAUGCUGACUUUACUGUUUACGUAUAAACCCCAAGAAAAAACAGGGUUGAAUAUUUCUGUUCUGUGGUGGAUUUCCAGCAGUCACCACAGGCUUCUACGGAAAGUCCUAAAAGAGUUCUUGUAGUAGUCCAAGCGACGCCAAACAUUAACAUUCAUUUGUGGUAAACAUUUAUGUACAAAGUUAUCUGCCACAAAUAAGGGAGGAAA